Chlorocebus sabaeus (green monkey) is the source of this 4947-nucleotide messenger RNA. The record is from RefSeq and is a predicted model, not a curated record. NCBI's taxonomy places the organism in Eukaryota, Metazoa, Chordata, Mammalia, Primates, Cercopithecidae.
AGAGGCGGCCGCACAGCCUGGUUCCCCGCGCCCUGCUCGCAGCCGCCGCUCGCCCGGGCACCGCCGCUGGCCCCCGCCCCGCCGAGCGCAGCCGCCCGGGCACACGCACCCCGCCGCUGGACGCACCCCCCGCACUCCUCCCGCGGCUCCGCCGGGCGCCCGAGCCGGGCAGAUGCGCCGCCGCGCGCCCCCAGCUCCGGGCCCGCCACCGUGCUCUGCCGCGCGGCGGGGGCUCCUCUCCCGGCCCCCCCUGGGCGCCCUCCGGCUCUGGUUCCCGCCGGCUCCUUGGAAUAACCCUUGAGGCUUCAGCCGUCACCGCAAAGUUUCCCGAGGAGGCCCGCCUCCCCGGCCGCUGCGCAGGUAAGGAAGCAGGCAGUGGGCGAGAAGAUGGAUUCCUUUUUGGAAAGACAAGACCAGGGGGUGAAGCGGGAAUAACCCAUCCUCCCUACCUUCCCAGCAAGGAAACCUCUACAAACAGGAGCAGCCAAGCGGGACUGAGGCCCUCGCCCCUCAAGCAUCUUCCCAAAGAAGGGCAUGUGGGGGCCUGACAGCUCAGCUGUACGUGUCAGCAGCUCCAGCCCCACCGUGAACAUCUGAACUCCUCAGCGGGGUAAUGGACCCCCUCCUUCCCCCCGGAGACGCAGCCUGAGUGACAGGAAUACGGAGCCUUUGGAGAGUGGCUCCCUCUCAGCUCUGUCAUGCAAGAACGCUCUCUGCACCCAGCCCAUUCUGCCAAGUGACUUAAAGGGAUUUUAAAAAAAAGCCUUGGUAAACCAAAAGGAGGUAAAAGCCAAAAGCCACGCAGAGGCCUUUCAGAAGAGGUGGCGGCCUGCAGACAAAAGGGCAAGAGUUGAAAAGGGCCGUGGAGGUAGCAAGCAGCAGAGGCCACCCUGCUCGGGGCUGGGUGCCAGGCCACAGGGCAUGCCCGACGAACAGGGAGUCGGAACCCCCUCAGGCCACCCUCAGGAGUCCUGGGGCCCAGAGGGGUGUCCCUGUACCCCCUGUGCGCAGGACCCUCACUCUGCAGGGAGGAGCCAGCUGCGCCCGCGGCCUAGGGUGCCAAGAAUACUGCUGACUGUGGCCCGCAGCCUCAUCUGAACGCCAGGAGACCAGAAGACUGAGGCACCGGAUCCCCUCUCGUGCCCUGGGGUGCCCCAGCACUGCCCAGUCACCCCAGGUCUGAGGUCUGUGUCCCUAGUGGUGCAAGGCCUGGUAGGACCACGGGGCCGGGAAUGUGAGCGCCAUCUGAGCUCACGGUGUCCCGAGUUGCGGCUUCGUGACUUUGGCGUGGGCCUUCAGACCAGCAACUCGUCGGACCCAGAGGGCUCCUGGGCUGCAGCGACGAAGGAGAAUGUACGAGUGACAACAGGACAUGUUGUUUUAACACCAGACAAUGAAGCUCCCUGCUCUGCACUCCUCGCCAGUGAUGGCACUGACAGCUUCGUUCUCGCAGGUAUUCAGGCUCCAGGCCAGGUGGGGCCGGACACCCCCAGCCAUCCACCAUGGUGGUGGCACACCCCACCGCCACCACCACCACCACAACCACUGCCACUGUCACAGCCACCGUCGUGAUGACCACGGCCACCAUGGACCUGCGAGACUGGCUGUUCCUCUGCUACGGGCUCAUCGCCUUCCUGACGGAGGUCAUCGACAGCACCACCUGCCCCUCGGUGUGCCGCUGUGACAACGGCUUCAUCUACUGCAACGACCGGGGACUCACCUCCAUCCCCGCAGACAUCCCUGAUGACGCCACCACCCUCUAUCUGCAGAACAACCAGAUCAACAACGCCGGCAUCCCCCAGGACCUCAAGACCAAGGUCAACGUGCAGGUCAUCUACCUGUACGAGAAUGACCUGGACGAGUUCCCCAUCAACCUGCCCCGCUCCCUCCGGGAGCUGCACCUGCAGGACAACAAUGUGCGCACCAUCGCCAGGGACUCGCUGGCCCGCAUCCCGCUGCUGGAGAAGCUGCACCUGGAUGACAACUCUGUGUCCACCGUCAGCAUUGAGGAGGACGCCUUCGCCGACAGCAAACAGCUCAAGCUGCUCUUCCUGAGCCGGAACCACCUGAGCAGCAUCCCCUCGGGGCUGCCACACACGCUGGAGGAGCUGCGACUGGACGACAACCGCAUCUCCACCAUCCCGCUGCAUGCCUUCAAGGGCCUCAACAGCCUGCGGCGCCUGGUGCUGGACGGUAACCUGCUGGCCAACCAGCGCAUCGCGGAUGAUACCUUCAGCCGCCUACAGAACCUCACAGAGCUCUCGCUGGUGCGCAACUCGCUGGCCGCACCACCCCUCAACCUGCCCAGCGCCCACCUGCAGAAGCUCUACCUGCAGGACAACGCCAUCAGCCACAUCCCCUACAACACGCUGGCCAAGAUGCGCGAGCUGGAGCGGCUGGACCUGUCCAACAACAACCUGACCACGCUGCCCCGUGGCCUGUUCGACGACCUGGGGAACCUGGCCCAGCUGCUGCUCAGGAACAACCCCUGGUUCUGUGGCUGCAACCUCAUGUGGCUGCGGGACUGGGUGAAGGCACGGGCGGCCGUGGUCAACGUGCGGGGCCUCAUGUGCCAGGGCCCUGAGAAGGUCCGGGGCAUGGCCAUCAAGGACAUCACUAGCGAGAUGGACGAGUGUUUUGAGACGGGGUCGCAGGGUGGCGUGGCCAACGCAGCCGCCAAGACCACGGCCAGCAACCACGCCUCCGCCACCACACCCCAGGGUUCCCUGUUUACCCUCAAGGCCAAAAGGCCGGGGCUGCGCAUCCCCGACUCCAACAUUGACUACCCCAUGGCGACGGGUGAUGGUGCCAAGACCCUGGCCAUCCACGUGAAGGCCCUGACAGCAGACUCUAUCCGCAUCACGUGGAAGGCCACGCUCCCCGCCUCCUCCUUCCGGCUCAGCUGGCUGCGCCUGGGCCACAGCCCGGCCGUGGGCUCCAUCACAGAGACCUUGGUGCAGGGGGACAAGACAGAGUACCUGCUGACGGCCCUGGAGCCCAAGUCCACCUACAUCAUCUGCAUGGUCACCAUGGAGACCAGUAAUGCCUAUGUAGCUGACGAGACACCCGUGUGUGCCAAGGCAGAGACGGCCGACAGCUACGGCCCUACCACCACGCUCAACCAGGAGCAGAACGCUGGCCCCAUGGCGGGCCUGCCCCUGGCAGGCAUCAUCGGUGGGGCCGUGGCUCUGGUCUUCCUCUUCCUGGUCCUGGGGGCCAUCUGCUGGUACGUGCACCAAGCUGGCGAACUGCUGACCCGGGAGAGGGCCUACAACCGGGGCAGCAGGAAAAAGGAUGACUAUAUGGAGUCGGGGACCAAGAAGGACAACUCCAUCCUGGAAAUCCGUGGGCCCGGCCUGCAGAUGCUGCCCAUCAACCCGUACCGCGCCAAAGAGGAGUACGUGGUCCACACCAUCUUCCCCUCCAACGGCAGCAGCCUCUGCAAGGCCACGCACACCAUUGGCUACGGCACCACGCGGGGCUACCGGGACGGCGGCAUCCCCGACAUAGACUACUCCUACACAUGAUGCCCGCCUACCUGGGCUGCCCCGCCCCAGCCCCAGCUGCCCUGGCGUGGCCACGUGGCUUUGCCCAGCCUGCUGCAACCCGAGAGAGCAAGGAAGAGAAAUUCCACGGAUGACUUUCCCCCGCAGAAAGCAAAGUUUGGGGAGGGCUGACGAUUUUGUAGAACACAACCGUGACAAUUUUUUUUUAAAGAAUAGAAGGCAGGAGGGGGAAUUCGACAUUGUUGAAGACAUAAUUUAUACCGAGUUAUACCAGUUGGGGAGGGAAGGACUAAAAAUAAUAUCACAGGAAGGGCUGGGUUGGGUUUUUUGUUGUUUUUUUUUUCCCUGAACUGGAAGGAUACUACCUGUACAACAUCUGUGGACACCUCAUGCUCUGUUCAGGGCCGUCACAAAGGAACCGCCAGGGAGAAGCAGCCGGCUCUCAAAGCUCCCACGCAGCUCUCCCGCUGCUGGCCACUCGCUGGCAACGUGAUGGAAGGUUUUCAGGCUCCUCACAAAGGAGAGAGGGAAGAAAAGAUCUUUUGCCCUGGAGAUAUGGUCCUGAAAUCUCUCCCCUGGCUCAUUCCAUACCAUUUCCCUUGCAGAUUUGCAGAAACAUGGCGUCUUUCACUGCAUUCUUUGAACAAUCAUGUAGUUGAUUAAAACACAAACAAACUUGUUUUUCCCUAGGCUGAAGCCCUCUUCAGUUCCAUGCACCACGCUCUCCUGUAGAAGCCCCCGCGGAAGCCGUAGCUUUCCCCGCCACCUGGAGGUGCAUCUGUCUGCCUGUCUAUCCCUGUCGCGGUGUCUCUAAGUACAGUUGGGUAGACAGAGACACAUGCACGGUCCUUACCGUUCUCCUUGGGUCAGUUCUUACCAUUUCCUGAGACAAUAGAAUUGCGAAAGUGUUGCUUUCUCCUAGAGAUCAUUGAGUAAGUAGACGGUGUGUUGGGGAUGGGAGUGAGGUGGGGGAAGAGACUUGGUCUCUGGGGGCUACUGCUGUUCCUAAAGGCUGAGGUGCGUAUGUCUCAGACGGGUGGCUUAGGGAGGCGUCGCAGCAGGGGCUUCCAGUUCCACCCUAGCUCAGCUUGGCCAGCGCUGGGCUGCUCUCCUUUCUGAUCUAGAUAAAAGCUUUAUUUGAUUCCAGUGUCCUCAUCUCCCUCCCCCACCACGUGCAAUCACCUUAACAGCUACUUUUGGAGCAUUUACCAUGUGCUGAAUGUUCCCUCCUAGGACGGGUAAUUAGCGCAGGGAUUUUUUUUUUUUUUUUUAAAUAUCAGCUGAUUAGACCUAUUGGUUUCCAUGGCUGCUCAAACAAAGCCCAGAAAGAGACACAAAAAUUCUCAAAAAAGCCCUGGGUGACGGCAGUCCCUCCCUGAACAUAGAAAACUCAGCUGGGCCCACCCCUGGGACUCUGUUUCUUGAGAGGGAGAGGCCAGAU